Molecule: messenger RNA, 2795 nt
Organism: Daktulosphaira vitifoliae (grape phylloxera)
Lineage: Eukaryota; Metazoa; Arthropoda; Insecta; Hemiptera; Phylloxeridae
Product: protein EFR3 homolog cmp44E-like
Exons: 14
Coding region: 195-2657 (820 amino acids)
Biological process (GO): protein localization to plasma membrane
Cellular component (GO): plasma membrane
Source: RefSeq, a predicted model, not a curated record
GUAUUUUAUCGGCUCUGUCGGUGUUCGCACGACGGUCGCUCUCCCUUAAUCAUAAUACUUAUCGUCUAUUCAUGAUACUUUCAGUUUUUAUUUUUAUAUAUCCAAUAUUUAUUCACGAUUACAAAUGAAACGUAUAGAAUUUAAUAUUAUUUUAACGAUAGAACUUUUUUAAUAUAAAUCUAUCUGAGUGAUAAAUGGCCAACAUGAGUUUUUGCUGUUGUUAUAAACAGGCGGACGUGAUGAAUUGCGUGGAUACUAUUGUGGACAAAUGCACGGAUCCAGGAUGUUGUUUAUCUCGGAUGCGACCCCGUUACAAACGUUUAGUAGACAACAUAUUUCCUAAUGUACCACAAGAUGGAUUAGUAAAAAAUAAUAUGGAAAAAUUAACAUUUUAUGCUUUAUCAUCGCCAGAAAAAUUAGACCGUAUUGGUGAAUAUUUAUUUCAGAAAGCCAGCAGAGACAUAUCUCGAAAAAGAAAUGAAUUUGUAAUGAUAGCAAUGGAAGCUAUGGAUCAACUCUUAGUGACAUGUCAUGCUCAAACAUUAAAUUUAUUUGUUGAAAGUUAUUUGCGAAUUGUUCAAAAAUUACUAGAAUCAUCUGAACCCAAUCUUCAAAUACUUGCUACUCAAUCUUUUGUGAGAUUUUCUAACAUAGAAGAAGAUACACCAUCAUACCACAGGAGAUAUGACUUUUUUGUUUCAAAAUUUUCAUCAAUGUGCCAUAAUAAUAACCCUAAUUUGGUUACUAUGGAAAUGAUUCGAAAGGCUGGUAUAAAAGGAAUCCAAGGAGUUAUAAGAAAAACUGUAUCAGAUGACUUGGUUGAAAAUAUUUGGGAACCGGUACACAUGGAUAAAAUUGUCCCUUCACUGUUAUUUAACAUGCAUACAAUGAAUGCCAAAUCUGAUAUAGUGACAGAUAAUUUAAUAUCAGAAGAAGUGAAUGAUAAAAAUGACUCUUAUUCUUUGGCUGAGUCUUGUUUGCGCGAACUUAUUGGAAGAGCUUCAUUUGGACAUGUAAAAAGUGUUAUACGCCCCGUUCUUAAACACUUAGAUGCCCAUCAUAUGUGGGUACCAAAUGCUUUUGCAACACAAUGUUUUAGGAUUUUGAUGUUUUCCAUUCAAUCUCAAUAUUCAUAUGCUGUAGUUGAAACUUUAAUGACACAUUUGGAUGAAAAUACCAAUGCAUCACCUAAAAUUCGUACUAGUAUUGCUGAUGUUUUGUCAAAGAUAAUCGCUAUUGCUGCUAAUGAGAGUGUUGGACCUACAGUUUUGGAAAUUAUUAAUUCUUUAUUGACUAAUUUAAGAACAUCAGUCACUAGAAGACCACAAUCUAAUAUUGGUGUUGCCGAAUCAGAUGGAGAAAACGAGUAUCGGGAAGCACUUAUUCAUGCUCUUGGAGAAUUUGCAGCUCAUCUACCAGAUUAUCAAAAAAUAGAAAUUAUGAUGUUUAUAAUGUCAAAAGUUCCUCAGUUUAAGUCUUCAAAUAGUCCCAAUGAUCUUCAUGUUCAGAGAAUGUGUUUAAAAUCUCUUUUGAUGGUUAGUACCAAAUAUAGCUCAGUACAAAUGAAUGCUACAUUUCCUCAGUCAUUUUUAGAUUUAUUAUUAAAAACAUUAACGGCCUCUGAGGAUGAUAUAAGGUUAAUUGUUCUUCGUGUAUUGCAUACACUUUUAGAUCGACACAAUAAUGUUUCAAAAUUGGCUAAACUCGAUGUUAGUAUUUCCAAAUCAGACCUAAAUCUUGAGAAAUGUUCUCGUAGUGACACUAUAUUCAUUCGAAAGCACGCUCAGGAUGUUUAUGUAUCAAUAUAUGAAAGUUUAGAAAUUACAAAUAAUACUAUUGAUAAUUUUGAAGCUGUUUACACUACAUUAGCAUUAAUUUGUGUUGAAUUGCUAUCUGAAGAAUCUGUUCUUGACUAUAUCAGACUAAUUUUAAGUAUUCAAGAGCUGGCUAUUACCAAUGCUGUUCUUUCUACUCAACAAAAAUUUCAUCUGCAUACAUUAGUUAUCAGUAUAAUGCAUUUAACUGCUGUAGUGUUGGAUUUACAGCCACUUGGAGAUUAUGUUGAUAAGAUAAUUGGACAGAGAAAAGAAUUAAAUGCUACACACUUAUUACCUGAUUUAUGUUUGCACAAUGAAGUAAAAUCAUCUAGCCUUCUACCAGCAGGAGUUUUAAUUGAAGAACCUGAGUUAACAGAAGCUUUAAAAGCUUCAGGAAUUGAAAUUACAAAUGAAACAGGUCCAGUGUUAGCUCAUAGACGUAGUUGGGUAGAAAACACCAGUAUUUCUAUGAAAGGUAGCUUUACAGAUCUAAGCACUCUUGAUUUAGAUAGUGUUAAUUCAACUCCAUCUAUGCAAAGACGUUGUCCACCAAAAGAAGAUUUAUCGUUUGAAGCCAUGAAACGCACAUUCCUAGGUUUAGAUUCAACAGCUAAAGAAGAAGAAAACAUGAGACAAACUCAACUAUUUCAUUUAUAUAGAAAUGCAUCAUUCCAAGACUUAGUUGCAAUAUCUACUAAAGCCAAGGAUGAACAAACGUUGCAAAGUACAAUUAUUGAGGUUUUUAACAAAGUCGAGGCAAAAAAUAAAGAAACUCCUAGUAAAAAUGACAUGUCUAAACCUAUUUUUGUAACACUAUUUCCAGAACUGUUUGAUUUUUGAUGUUGGUCUAAUAACCAUAUUUGUCAGUUUAAUUACUGAAAAACAAAUAAGGUUAUUGGAAUAAAAAUUUUGUAGCAUUACAUUGUUAUUUUUUAUCUAAAUUUUAUAAAAUAAAAAUUAAUUAAUAUUACAGUUUUA